Molecule: messenger RNA, 2699 nt
Organism: Aspergillus nidulans FGSC A4
Lineage: Eukaryota; Fungi; Ascomycota; Eurotiomycetes; Eurotiales; Aspergillaceae
Exons: 2
Coding region: 129-2699 (856 amino acids)
Molecular function (GO): nucleic acid binding; RNA binding
Source: RefSeq, a predicted model, not a curated record
CUUAUUCUCACCUCUCACUUCUUUCCAUCUUAUCACCACUCUUCAUCUAGCUCUUUGCUGGAUAUUUCAGAUUGUUAUAAUUUUCUGUCCGGCAGGCAAGUGUUUUAAGAGUGGGCCCGUCAUACAACAUGCUCAAGCCGUUUCUGAUAAGGGACCUUCACGAGGAUCCUUAUUCACAGAAUAUUAUUGAAGACACCGCGUCUGAUUUGUACAAUGCCACCGAUGCGGGCGUCAGCCCUCAGCGGCCACACGGGCUUGUCCAGAUAACCAGAGCCGAUUACGACGAAAUCGCCUAUUUACAUCCGCAGGCCCGCCUGUCUUAUCUAGACGAUGAUGAUGGGGAUAUCAUCACGGUCGGGUCCUCUCUUGAGCUCGCUCAACGGCUUGAAGAGCCGGCUUCCCACAGCACAGACACCGGUUUCCCAUCGACUAUACAUCUAUUCGAUAUUAGACGAACAAAGUCCGUUAUAGAUAUCUGGAGGCGGUAUGAACAUAAUGAGCGCCAGUCGGUUCCAGGGUCGCCAAAUACGGAAGUUGUAAUAGCCGAUUUGAAUGGCAAUCGGACUACGGCAGAUCUCGAGGAACUCGAUUCCAGUCGCGAACAGAAGUCGCAUGUUGAGGAUGAGCGAACGACCACGACUGAAAACGAAUCAUCUGAGUCGUUCCUUUCCGCAUUCGAGGCAGAGAUGGCCAGAAUGAUGAAUGAAUCACAGCGUCCAGAAAACCACGCCUCCGGGAGCACAACAUCUUCCAGGGCGGCACAAACCGAAUCAACCUCUAACCCACAACGCGAGACGGCUGACGCUUUUGCUUCCGCCCUGCGGAGUCUCAUGGAAGUUGCGGAGCUCAUCAAAUCUGGCGUGAGAUCCAAACUUCCUGAGCUUGAGAGACAUUUGGACAAUGCUCGCAGAGCGCUUCCAAACGACAUUACAGACUCUAUGCGGAGUGCUUUCCUGGCUUUCGAGGAGCAGGUCAAGGCGAUGGUGGCCACCCUUAACAAUCUGCCAGAGACGGUCAGGCGAGACAACGCACCUGGAAGCGCUAGCCUUUUUUCGGAGUUCCCUACAACUCAGAGCGCCAUGAACAGCCUGCGUGAACUCAGCGUACAGUUUGGCGGCUUGGGGCAGACUUUGAUUGACGCUUUCGAAUCAAGUAUCCGAGGCGCUUUCCCGGGCCAUGCGGAUAGCUUCUUCUCUAGCUUCCCCAGCUUCUCCGAGUCAGCGAACCAACGAUCGAGCUCACCGAACAAUGGCCCAGAAAAUCCCUCAAGUCACCAUGAGAACCCUGUUUUUAGGCAGACAUCAAACAACCCGGCCGCUUUCCCUUCUCAUCAGACAAAUGCGCCGAAUGCACCAGGUUCAGUGCCACCCCCUGCGUCUUACCACCCUUUCUGGGGUUCUCCUCAGUUUCCAUAUAUCCCUCCGUUUCACUGGCCAGCGUGUUCGCCUGGCUUUGGUCCCAUACCUUUCACUGCUUCGCCUGGCUCUGGAACUGCUGCCGAUUCCGGACAGACCCGCUCUAACCCCUCCGAGCCUCCCAGUCCUGAACCUCAUCCGUCCCAAUCAUUGUUCAUCGGUAAUGUCGGGUUUAAUGUAACCAAGGCGAUGAUCAGGGAUGUGUUCUCGUCUAAAGGCCUCGUGGUCGGUGUGAAUCUCCCAGUAGAUUCCAGGAGCGGUAAACAUGCAGGGUUCGGUUACCUCACUUUUGCCACUAAUGAGGGUGCCACGCGGGCGAUGAAGGAAUUGCAAGGAACUGUUAUCGAUGGACACCGUAUCAAUCUUGAAUACGUCGACCAUGCUCCUAUCACUACGGUAGUUUCACCUGAAGCUGAGCGAUCAGAAACCGAGACUACAGCUCCCCAGACGUCAGGGGUCGUCCGUCACGAUACCGUUGAAGAUCAUCUGAUUUCCAAGGACAACACUGACCCAGAGCCGCACAGAAAUACAGUACAUGACUUGUUACUUGCUCAAACAGAAGCCCGCUUUCCGCCGGUGUCCCAGCUGGAUGCACACAUGCUUGCUGGCCAGUCCUCAGGUACAGGUCAAGAAGAUACGUCAUCACAUACUAGGAACGCACAAGAGCCUCAGACAGCCAUUAGAACGGCCGCGGAAGAUUAUGGCAGUUCAUAUGAGCCUUUUCCGGGCGCUUCCCCACAGCGUCCAAGGGGUCCUAUUCCGAAUUCUGCAGACACCCAGCCUUUCUCUACCCCUCGCCAUCUACCUGCUCAUCGUGCCCUGCCAUUCCGUCCCAAUCCACAUUAUUACCACCCUCGCCGUGCAGCCACCAUAAGGGAACCGGAGACACACCGCAGGUCUUUCGAUCCUUUUGAACCUCAGCCUGGAUUGAGACGACGAGCCACUGAACGCCACUCUCUUCGUGGGCCAUACAGGGGCCGUAUGGGUCCCCGCCAUCGAGCAUCAUUUCACCACUUCUCACAGCUCGCUACAGAGCAGACACCGAAUCUGAGCGCCCCCGAGGAAGGGACAGAAGUGCAGGAAUACACGAGAUCGUCCAGGGAAGAACAUAACCAGCGUGCUAUAGAUGAAUGCGUUUCUACUUUAGUUGAUAUGGGUUUUGGAGGUGAAGAAGGAGGCGGUCGCCAGAGAUUGGAGAUAUAUGCAGCCGCAACUAAAGGCGAUCUUGUUGAGGCAAUUGAGAUGAUUGAGGAAGAACGCAAGGCUUAUGAGCAGCGUGAAUAG